Molecule: messenger RNA, 1462 nt
Organism: Penaeus monodon (black tiger shrimp)
Lineage: Eukaryota; Metazoa; Arthropoda; Malacostraca; Decapoda; Penaeidae
Exons: 4
Coding region: 324-677 (117 amino acids)
Source: RefSeq, a predicted model, not a curated record
GGACGCGUAUUAAACGCGCGUGAAGCCAGCAGCACGAUGCUUCUGAACAGGGAUAUUAUUUAUCUUCCGUUGAACUAUUAACACUACAACAAGAAAAAAGUUACUUUUCUUUAAAAUAAAACGUUUACGGCAUGCAGCUGCCACAGAAUAUAGAUAAUACAUGAUCAUUCGUGCCUGUAUCCAAAUAGCUUCUGGCAACUCAAGCAGCUACCGGGUAGAAUUGUUCAUCCAGCGUACAGACAGGAACCGUUGAAACCAUUUCAGUGCAUUGAAACAACAGCAACGACUUUGCUUGUAUUAACAAGACUAGGGAAGUGUUGAAAAUGAUCAUCUUACUCCUUGUCAUCGUGGCUGCUGUUAUCUAUCUCUUGUUCUUCAGGAGUAGUCGGCCUGCACUCCCGGAGGGCCGUAAGCUGGAUCAAGUGAUGAAGUACACGGCCAACGACAUUCCAAUCCUCGACUUGCACGGCAUGGGGGCGCAGCAAGCGCUGCAGUGGACAAAAUACUUACUCCGCAAAUGCGGAGACGGUCCCGCUAGAAUCAUCACCGGAAGAGGCCUGCACAGUCCCGGUGGCGAGCCGGUGCUCAGGAACGUUGUCACAGACUACCUCAAGAGAAAUGGAUACCGUUUCAACUUUGCUGAUUGUAACGAAGGAUUACUGAAUGUCUGGUACUAAGGUUGAUUAGGGGAUGGCCACUAUUAUGUUUGUGAAAUUAAACUUAAUAAUAUGACAAUGCAAAAGAUGCAAUUGACGCAUUUUAAUUAAAAUUUCUGGAAAAUCACAUGUAAUCCUGAUAAUGAUUUAGUCGAAACGGAUAUGUACCACAUCUUACGUUGUGAAGUUAUUAAUCCCCAUUUAAACUUUUGUCUCUAUGUAUUGUUAUUUCGGCGAGGGUCGAUGAUGUUGUUGGCUGCACCGAGUACGUUCAGCGAUGUUGUAGUGAACCAUCUUCCCGGAAAGAAAACGGGGGCUAUAUUUGAGGGGAUCCCAAGCUAUUCAUGGCAGAGCAGGACACACGGGACUGCCUCUCGUGGCCACCAGGGACCAGUACCGACCUCAACACUUACGUGGUGCCCCCCUUUAACCCUCCUUGUUUGCUUGCCGCCUUGAAGACGCUGUCGGGGGGGGUCUGUAAGAAAAGGACUCUCGCUCGAACGGCCGAAGCUACUGGUACUCUCUCUCCUCAUCCAACGAGCAGUUUGCUUAUAACAGUGAGACUUCCUUUCCGUAAGCCAGAGAUCCUGGACGGAAGACUGCCGGAAUAGGGAGCCUCCUGCUGUAAAACGAAUUGGAGAGAGGCCGUACUCGAGCCCUUUUUAUUUGUGUAUCCAGUGGUGAAUGGACGGUACGAGACACUCAUUGUAAGAUAAGUAGUAUGAUGCAGUUGUAUACACAAGCUCUGUUAUGAAUUUGUCCUUUUGUGAUUUUUGCUCAUGCCACUUAAUUAAAUAUUCAUUGUA